Symbiodinium natans is the source of this 354-nucleotide messenger RNA. Lineage: Eukaryota; Dinophyceae; Suessiales; Symbiodiniaceae. The record is from the annotation of a GenBank genome assembly.
AUGGUGGCGAAGCUGCUGCUCCUGAAGGCCGUGUGUGGAAGUGAGCAAAGGCCGUGUGUGGAAGUGAGUAGCUUGCUGUUUGAACAGGCGAGGACGGCGGCGAAGGUUCUGCUCCGGAAGGCCGUUUGUGGAAGUGAGCAGCAACCAGAGUGUGUGUGUGUGUCUCUUGAUCGACGCAGAGCUUGUUGCUUGAACAGGCGAGGACGGCGGCGAAGGUGCUGCUCCGUGUCUCUUGCUGUUAUGCUGCUUGUGAGGACAUACGAGGCAACGUCAGAAACUUUCAAAGACGUUCGCAGUUUCACUGCAUGCUCUCCCAAUGCAGAACGUGUUUUGGAGGAUAGUGUGAGUGUCUAA